This is a messenger RNA of Dipodomys ordii (Ord's kangaroo rat), 878 nucleotides long. RefSeq names its product cytochrome P450 2B1-like. The record is from RefSeq and is a predicted model, not a curated record. Lineage: Eukaryota; Metazoa; Chordata; Mammalia; Rodentia; Heteromyidae. Gene Ontology annotation, cellular component: intracellular membrane-bounded organelle; cytoplasm. Gene Ontology annotation, molecular function: oxidoreductase activity, acting on paired donors, with incorporation or reduction of molecular oxygen, reduced flavin or flavoprotein as one donor, and incorporation of one atom of oxygen; heme binding; iron ion binding. Gene Ontology annotation, biological process: xenobiotic metabolic process. The annotation marks the transcript as partial. The transcript is spliced from 4 exons.
AACCAGGAGAAAUCCAAUCCUCACACCGAGUUCCACCAUCAGAAUCUCAUCAUUUCCUUGCUCUCGCUCUUCUUUGCGGGCACCGAGACCAGCAGCACCACCCUGCGCUACGGCUUCCUCAUCUUGAUGAAGUUCCCCCACAUUGCAGAGAGAGUCCAAAAGGAAAUCAAGGAGGUCAUUGGCCUUCACCGCCCGCCAGCCCUCGAUGACCGCACCAAAAUGCCCUACACCGACGCUGUCAUCCACGAGAUCCAGAGGUUCUCUGACCUCCUCCCUAUCGGGGUGCCUCAUGCGGUCACCAAGGACACUGAGUUCCGAGGGUACAUCAUCCCCAAGAACACUGAAGUCUACCCCAUCCUGAGUUCUGCUCUCCAUGACCCACACUACUUUGCAAAGCCAGAUGAGUUCAACCCUGACCACUUUCUGGAUGCCAACGGGGCGCUGAAGAAGAAUGAUGCCUUCAUGCCUUUUUCCAUUGGGAAGCGCAUCUGUCUCGGUGAAGGAAUCGCCCGGAGUGAAUUAUUCCUCUUCUUUACCACCAUCCUUCAGCACUUCUCCUUGGCCAGUCCCGUGGCUCCGAAGGACAUUGACCUCUCCCCCCGUGAGAGUGGCGUGGGCAGAGUGCCCCCCACCUACCAGCUGCGCUUCCUGCCCCUCUGAACGGGCUGGCAGAAGAGGGCUCAGAGGAUUUGAGGUCAUGAAAUGUCCCCCACCUCUGUAGGAACGCCUUCUCCACCAUCUUGGAUGUGAACAGUCUCUCAUGUUCAUCGCUUGACCAGGCCUUUCUUCUCCUCUAAACAAUUGCAAGCUGGGUGCUGAUGGCUCAUGCCUGUAAUCCUAGCUACUCAGGAGACUGAGAUCUGAGAAUCAAAGUUCAA